Photinus pyralis (common eastern firefly) is the source of this 726-nucleotide messenger RNA. Its product is annotated as micronuclear linker histone polyprotein-like. The record is from RefSeq and is a predicted model, not a curated record. The transcript has 3 exons. NCBI's taxonomy places the organism in Eukaryota, Metazoa, Arthropoda, Insecta, Coleoptera, Lampyridae. Bases 1 to 726 code for a protein of 241 amino acids.
AUGAAACUCGAAAAUAGUCGAUUCCAAAGUCGACGAAGGUCGAAAGUCGAAGAAAUUCUAAAAUCGACGAAAGUUGAAAGUCGAAAUCCAAGGAAGGUCGACAUUCGGCGAAAGUCGAAAGUUCGUCGAAAGGUGAAAGUCGACGAAAUCAACGAAACGCGAAAUUCGACGAAAGUCAAAAGUCGAAAAUCGAAAUUCGACAAAGACAAAAGUAGACGAACCUCAAAAGUCGAUUUGUCGAAAGUCGACGAGAGUCGUCGAAAUUACGAAAGUCGAAAGGUCGAUGAAAGUCGACGAAAGGCGAAAGUCGACAAAAGUCGAAAGUUUACGAGAGUCGUCGAUAGUCGAAAGUUGACGGAUAUUGACGAAUGGCGAAAUUCGACGAACGUUGAAAAUCGACGAAAGUCAAAGUCGAUGAAAGUCGAAAGUUGCCGAAAUACGACGAAAAUCGAAAGUGGACGACAGGCGAAAUUCGACGAAAUCGACGAGAGUCGUCGAAAGUCGAAAUUACGAAAGGUCGUUGAAAGUCGACGAAAGGCGAGUCGAAAAUCGACAAAAGUCGAAAGUUUACGAGUCGUCGAUAGUCGAAAGUUGACGGAUAUUGACGAAAGGCGAAAUUCGACGAACGUUGAAAAUCGACGAAAGUCAAAGUCGAUGAAAGUCGAAAGUCGCCGAAAUACGACGAAAGUCGAAAGUGGACGAAAGGCGAAAUUCGACAAAAGUUGA